AUGCCCCGAAGAUCAGGAUGGCCUCCAGUCCUCCCCAGACAAGAGCAGUUACGGAGGGAGAAGCUUCGCCAGAGACUUGAAGCAGACUUGGCAAACACUGUCAUGCGUGUCAGCAAGGCAGAGAAGGAGAAGCGUUUGCUGAAGUUCUCCAAGCCCUACUGGCCUCCAAUAAUUUCUUUGGAGGAAAGAGAAAGAAGGAGACUUUUCAGGGAGACCCUGGAUGGAUCUCCUAAAUCCACAAGCAAGCAGUGGCCUCCACAGAUGAAACGACUGAAAGUGUCGGUUCCUCCAUGCGCUUCGCUGGCUGUGCUCCCUCCUCCAUCAGCUGUGGCUGAGGCGGCCCUUAAACGGGUGCCCAGGGCCACAGCCUGGAGAAGGAAGAAGAGGGCAAAAGAAGACCUUAAGGCCUUAAAGCAGGGCAAGGCCACCGCCAGGAGAAGGGAUCCAAGAGGGUUUCCCUGCAGGCUGUGUGGGAAGCCCAAGCGUUUGGAGUUUGGGCACAGCUUCUUCCGUGGGAAAAGCUUCUGUGGCACUUCUGCUGGCAAGACAGCCUCUCAAUGGCUGUCUGAGCAGAAAAGGAUUGCGGCUGCGGACAAUGCUAGUGAUGUGCCCAGGACAACGGCCUGGAGGAGAAAGAAGAAAGAAGAGGCCAUUUCUCUAGGCCUGCCCCAGAAAAGGCCAAAAAAGUGCACACCUAUAACUUGCAGUCUGUGCCAGCAACCCAAGACGAAGGAGUUUGGACACUCGCGGUAUGCUGGAAAAGCCUUUUGUAGCUCCUACGAGGGCAAAAGUGUGGAACUUUGGCUGGCAGAGCAACGGACACUUACUCCUAUUGAGUAAAAUGUCUUCAAUUUAUCAU
Molecule: messenger RNA, 859 nt
Organism: Rhinichthys klamathensis goyatoka
Lineage: Eukaryota; Metazoa; Chordata; Actinopteri; Cypriniformes; Leuciscidae
Exons: 2
Coding region: 1-840 (279 amino acids)
Source: RefSeq, a predicted model, not a curated record